CUUAACAAAGAUGUCCAAUCGUUUCCUCCUCAGGCUAUUCGCCAACUUUUCAGAAACGCCCGAACUUUCAUUCGGACAACGGGGUGCUCAGUUACUCGAUCCAGUUGCAGUAGGUGGAGCCUGGUGCAUGUAUGUAUAAGGGAUAGUGAGGUGUAGAGUAGUUAGUCACACCUAAGGAGAAAAAAACUUGGUUUUCUUCUCAAAAUAGUGGACUAGCAAUUAUCUUCCCCGUGGAUUCCCCAGGACCUUUCUCUCCCCCCCAGCUGCCAACAUGAUGAAGGAGUGCCUCCAGUUCCUCAUCGAGCCGGCGACAAAAAUCAAGACCCGCCUCAAGGAGUCUCGGAAGAAAGUGCCAAAUGAGAAGAAAGAAUCUUUAGUGGAGAGUCAGCUGUUCAUAAUGGAACUGGCCAGGGAACUCAACAAACUGUGCCAGAGGUCAAAGGUCCUAGCCCACAUCUGGACCAGUGAAGACAACUGGCCUCCCGGUGUGUGUAGACAAUUCAUAGUAGAGUGGGCUGCCGUGCUAGAGAAGAGAGCCCAGCAGCCAAGGAGCAUGCAGACGGAGCUGCAGGCUGAAUGGCCAGAGAAGAGGGACUGGAAUGGUCACCUGUUGUGUAUGAUGGAGACAGUGGGAGAGUAUGACAUCGGAAGCCACAAACGGGUCAUCAUGGACUGGACACACCAGCUAAGAAACAGACCAGAGCCCAGUAUCUGGCCCGGUGAGGCCGUAUUGAUGACGUUGGAUGAUCUGGAGUUCCAGUGGAGGAGGGGCCGUCUGCCGAACCUUCUCCCAGCCAUGGAUCUGGUCAUGUGGGUCGUGCUGAGUGCAGACAGCCCUGACAAGGAGGACGUAACCAAACAGUGGCUGAUCAGAAAACAGAGGAGUCAGAAGAUCGAUGCAGCCUGCUACAUUCCCCACAAUGUAUGGAACUGGAUCUGUGAUGCUGCAGAGGAAGUGACCCUUGACCCCAAGACAGCCAACCCUGACCUCCUCAUCUCUGAUGACGCCAAGCGCAUGCGCUGUGGCCUGGAGCAGCAAGACAUCCCUAAUUGCAUGCGCCGCUUCGACGGCUGGUGGUUGUGCGCUCUGGGAAACGAGGGCUACGUCUCCGGGCGCCAUUACUGGGAAGUCGAAGUGGGCGACCGGGACUGGCGGCUGGGCGUGGCUAAAGCCUCCGCCCGGAGGAAGGGUUACAGUGCCCUCAACACACAGACGGGCUACCUCACCCUGAGGCUGGAGAGGGGCUCGGACCUCAAGGCCCUGACGGUGCCCUCCACCCCACUGCCCCAGAUGCUGGUCCCCAGGAAGGUGGGGGUCUACCUGGACUAUGAGCAGGGCCAGCUCUCCUUCUACGAUGUGGAGAAGAGGUCCCACAUCUACACGUACAACGAGACCUUCACAGAGAGAAUGUUCCCCGUGUUUGGGACUGUAGAGGUGGUGAGGGAUCUGGUGAUCAGGCCGGCACAGACCAGGGAACCCUGCCUCUGCCCUGGACCCUGUCUCUGGUGAUAACGUAUUACAGUGUUCUUCAAACCUGGUCCUGGAGAGCUAGCUUGGAAUCCACACUGAAUAUUGUAAAUGUAGCAAUAUUCAGUGUAAAUUCCAGGCUAGUGGAGUGCAGGCUUUUGUUCUAGUCCAGCACUGUCACACCUGAUUCGAUGGUGUGAUGAUUAGUUGAUUGGUUCAUUCAGGUGUAUUAAAACUAGGCUGGAACAAAUGCAUGCACUCCUUAGGACCUGGGCUGAAGAACAAUCAUUACCCCCACCCUGUUACACUUUUUAUUACAGUGCCUUCAUGCCACAGUACUUCAGGGUACAAAGGAACUGUAAAAGAAAGUGCUGCCCAAAUUACCCAAAAGAUUGGACGUAGUUGAUAUGUAGUUCAGCAAGAGCUUGCACACAGAAGACAGACACAGAGAGAGAGACGGAGACAGACAGAAACCGACAGACAGACAGACAGACAGAAACCGACAGACAGACACAGACAGACAGGUCGUUGUGGGGAAAGACAGAGCAUGCAGUAGUUCAUUCUUCCUCUCGGAUUCUUUGAUUCUCUGACUCUCCGAUUCUCUGACUCCACUCUCCAGCUUGCCAGAGUCUCAUAACGUGUAUCAGUCUAUUUUUGGAAGUUGCGGUUGAUAUUGACAGUGUGUAUAAUGGUGUGAUAACAAUGCUUUUUUUUUUCAGUCAUCAAUAAAUUAAGAAAAAUCG
Molecule: messenger RNA, 2211 nt
Organism: Coregonus clupeaformis (lake whitefish)
Lineage: Eukaryota; Metazoa; Chordata; Actinopteri; Salmoniformes; Salmonidae
Product: butyrophilin subfamily 1 member A1
Exons: 9
Coding region: 272-1510 (412 amino acids)
Molecular function (GO): protein binding
Source: RefSeq, a predicted model, not a curated record